CACCCCGAACCAAAACCCAGCUUCCCGCGCCUCUUUUUAACUAUGAGAAGUUGCAGACAUUACAGAUCACUGCUGAGCUCAUAACCCCAAGCUUUAUCCUCUCUUUCUCUCUUCUCGUCUAAGAAGUUUGGUCUGGACUUUGUGGAAUGGUGUCUUGAAGGUUAAGAGAAUUAAGAAAUGGGGGAUAGAACGAAGCUGAUGACGAAGGCGUUCAAGGGAGCGAACGUCUUCAUGUCUCGAAACCUCGUCCCGCCUGAAAUCUUCGAUACUCUUCACGAUGCUCUCAAGCAGAACGGUGCCGAGGUUUAUCUCUGCUGCGAUCCGUCGCGAAUCGGUCCGAAUGAUUACCAUAUCAUCUCCUCUCCCGAACAUGAGAAAUUCGAGGAUCUUAGAGCCAAGGGCUGUAAUUUACUUGGUCCUCUAUGUGUUCUUUCCUGCUCAAAAGAAAACAGAGCUUUGCCUAAACAAGGUUUUACUUGUUGCCUUGCAAUGGAUGGGGUUAAAGUGCUUGCUUCUGGAUUUGAGAAGGACGAAAAGGUCAAGAUUGAAAAGUUAGUGACUGCGAUGGGAGGAGUGUUGCAAACUAGGGCCUCAAUGGAUGUUAACUUUGUUAUUGCAAGGAACGUUUUGGCUGCAAAGUACAAGUGGGCCUCAAAUGUUCUUAAGAAACCAAUUGUCACCAUUAGCUGGUUGAAUCAGUGCUGGAAUGAACACAGAGUUGUGCCUCAAGAGCCAUACAAAGUUCCUCCUUUUUCUGGGUUGACCAUUUGUACAACAAGAAUUCCAGCAGAUGAGCGAAAGGAGCUUGAAAAGCUUGUCAUACAGAAUGGUGGGAAAUACUCUGCUGACCUAACCAAGAAUUGCACACAUUUGGUUUCUGAUAUUCCCGAAGGUGACAAAUACAAGGUUGCCAGAAAAUGGGGUCACAUUCAUAUUGUGACUCGGAAAUGGGUUGAUCAGUCUAUUGCUAGAAGAGGAUGCCUUGGCGAGGAGUCUUACCCUAUUCAGGGAGUUUCUAAUUCUUCAAGUCAUGCCAUGAAGAGUGGUCUAAAGCGACAGCAUGACCAAGAGAAUUGCAAUGGAAAUUCUCAAACUGUGCCAUCAUCUGGGAUUGGAAAUUCAAAUUUGCUUCCAUCUUCCAUGAUUGCUGAUCCUGAUCUGGAAACAAGUCUUUCUCAGAAUAUGUCUUCUACAUUUUCUGAUGCCACUAUCUUUACAAAAGAGGAGGGGAAUGAAGAACCUAGAUUGCAGCCUGAACAUGGAACAAAGUUUGAUGUCUGCGUUGCUGAUGAUUCACAAGCAGAAGAUAGUGAUUUGUAUUUGUCAGAAUGCAAGAUUUCACUUGUUGGUUUCCAGGCUUCUGAAAUGCGCAAACUAGUCCAUAUGGUGCGUAAAGGUGGGGGCUCCCGGUAUAUGUCGUUGAAUGACAAGUUGACACACAUAGUUGUGGGAACACCUUCAGAGAGCGAAAAGAAGGAGGUAAGGGGCUAUGCAGCUUUGGGUGUUAUUUAUAUGGUUAGAGCCAGCUGGUUGGAAGAUUGUGACCGAGAAAAAAAAGAAGUAACUGUGUCCCUGAAGCAUGUUGCUUCUGAUUUACUUUUACCAAGAGCAGCAGUAGGCAUUUCUGGUUUAAAGCAAGGGAAAAGCUCUGCUGCAUCUUUCAGCAUACCAGCUGUUAAGGUAGUGGGGAAUAUUAACUCCGAAUCUGGUAUCUCAUUGGAGAAUAACAGAGGACAUAAUCCAGAAACAAAUACAAAGGGGUCCAAUUAUGUAGAAUCAGCUACCGGAUCACUCCGGAAAAACAUGUUUUUGGUUUUAAAGGAUGACAGUAAGGCCGCACAGAAAUUACGACAAGAUUCUGAUGCUGCAAAUGUUCAAGAUGGGAAAUCAUCUAAUGUUUUCAAAGGGAAAAUAUUUCGCUUUUCAAGUUCUUUUCCUCAAGAUAGGAGAGAUGAAAUCAUUGAAUGGGUUAAACAAGGAGGAGGAGCUUUGGUGGAUGAUCAGGUUAAGAAUGUGCACUUCACCAUUGAGUGUCAUGGUCUGAUUCAGAAGCCUGCUGAUAAUUCUCAAACCAUCAUUGUUUCUAGUCACUGGAUUAGAUCCUGUUUGGAGGAUGGAUGCAUGCUGGAAGUUGACAGUCACCUCUUGUAUUCACCACUUCCCUGCCGGAUUCCGUUACCUGGGUUCGACGGCUUUCGGUUCUGUGUCUCUCAGUAUGAAGAGAAAGAUAGGUUGUUAUUAAGAAAUCUUUGUUUUGUUCUAGGAGCUAAAUUCACGGAAAAACUGAGUAGGAAGGUCACACAUUUAAUUUGCAAGUUCACCAGUGGCCCAAAAUAUGAGGCUGCUUGCAAAUGGGGCAUAGAAGCAGUUACUUUCGAGUGGAUCUGUGAAUGCGUCAUGCAGGAUAAGAUAGUUGCUCUGGAUCAAUUUCUCCCAAAAGAAGUUACUGCUCAAGAUCGAGAGCAAGGGCUAUGCACAAUGAGCCAGUAUCCUACACAGGCAGCUCGCAUGAUAUCUGGAGGUGUUUCACUACAGUUACCGAGUCAAUCUCAAGUCAUGAUGAAAAUAGAAACUCAUGUUGUUGGCAGUAUAAGUGAAAGCUUUAAAAGCUUCAGUGGAGGGGCAAAACAUUCUUCACUCUCCAUUAAAAGAGCAAGGCUUGUGGAUGACGACAGUCAUAAUGGAGAAGUUUCUCAUGCAGUUCCUGAUGUGGCUGCAGCUAUUGAAGACUUGUUAGCACAAACGAGUAAGAUUCAAGAAAUGAAGUCACCAGUCGGUUCUCAAUGUGGUCAAAUUAUGCAGCAUUUUUCAGCCAAUCAUUCAAUUCUUGAUCAAGACCAUUUAGAGCCUCGUUCUUCCUUUGGGAUUUCUAACCGCUGGUUGAGCAGGACCUGGACAAAUGAUUUUGACUUCAUCAUCUUCAGGAAUGAGAAACAAGAUGAGCUUUGCACUCCUUCUGGACAAGGUAUAAAAGAAGGCACUUAUGAUGGUUUCAGUGAAACACAGACAGAAUCUCAGGUUGUUGGGUAUGAAGAAGAUUUGUCAGGCCGACAAAUGAUAAUUGAUAGAGUUCGUACUCGAAGUAGCAUGACUUAAAGUUAGCAUAAGAGGAAAAGAAAAGUAGGGAAACACACAAGUACAGAACAUCAUAAGAAUGUGAAUUCAACCUGGGCUUGCCUAGAAAAUUAGAAUAGAGAACCCAAUAUCAAUGUUCCAUCUGAGCUGACAAGAAGACAAUCUCAUUGCAAGGUGGAAGUUUUGAUGUGAUGCUGUUCUCCACAGUACAGUCAGUUUGUAAGUUGUGUCAAUUUUUCUCAAGUGCUCAAUAAAGGCUUAUGGAGAGGUUUUUCAUGCAUCUUCUGUAGUUUUAGCAAAUGCAAAACAAUAGGUAAGCUAGUGAGUAGUGACUGUAACCAUGUAGAUUAAACCACUCCAGUAAAUUUGUCAAGCAUUUAUUGAAAAUCAAAGCCUUGUACAGUGAAUUUUCUGUUG
Molecule: messenger RNA, 3492 nt
Organism: Telopea speciosissima
Lineage: Eukaryota; Viridiplantae; Streptophyta; Magnoliopsida; Proteales; Proteaceae
Product: DNA topoisomerase 2-binding protein 1-A-like
Exons: 17
Coding region: 178-3096 (972 amino acids)
Biological process (GO): mitotic G2 DNA damage checkpoint signaling; mitotic DNA replication checkpoint signaling; DNA replication initiation
Source: RefSeq, a predicted model, not a curated record